AUGGUUCACACAUUCAUUGCUACUAUCUUCCAUGACCUUAGCGAGUAUUGGGAUAUGACUGAUGGAUCAGAGCACAGAGUUGUGGGCAAGAAAAAAGAUGAUUACGCCCCAACUAUAACAGAGCAUCCACGAUCCGAGAUUGCUGUACGGGAUAACCCAGCUUCUUUUCGAUGUAGAGCUGACGCACAACCUGCAGCAACAAUACGGUGGUACAAGGAUGGGGAGCAAUUUGACGGCACAGGUCAAGACGGUGAUCUUUUCUUCUUGAAAGUAACGAAUAACCACGACUCUGGGGUAUAUUACUGCGAGGCAACCAACUAUCUUGGCUCAGCAAGAAGCAACAAUGCCACAUUAGAUGUAGCAUACAUAAAGAGUGAAUUUAAAAAGCACCCUCAAGCCGUAGAAGCUAUAGCUGGUGGAACAUAUGUUUUAGAAUGUACACCACCAAGGGCAUUUCCAGCACCCGAUAUAACAUGGGAAAAAGAUAAAGACCCCCUCGUUAGUGAUGGAGACCGUGUUCAGAUUGUGCAAGAUGGGAACCUAAUGAUAAAACAGGUUCGUGAAGAGGAUGAGGGAAGCUAUGUGUGCAUAGCUGAGAACAUGGCGAACAAAAGAAAGAGUGAUGCUGGUGUUUUAACUGUAGUCAGUGUUCCAGGUGGUGGCCCAACCCUCAGUUGCUCACCAGUUGACAAAAUGGUGCAUAUCGGGAAAACCGUCUCGUUUUGCUGCCAGGUCGACCUCAUUCCUGGCGCAACACAACCCACAAUCUAUUGGCAUAAAGGAACUCAAUUGAGACUCUACCCUGGCGAACGUGAUGGUAAAAUAAGUGUAUUGAAUGAUGGUAACCUGCAGAUAGCAGCAGUGAGUAAGGAAGAUGAAGGCUACUACUUCUGCACAGUGGCUGCUGAGCAAACUAUCUCGGCACAGGCUUAUUUACGAGUAGUUGAGUCUGUUGAACUGCCUCCAAUCAUCCGACGCUGUCCAUAUAAUCAAACACUACGGGAGGGUACAAACAACGUGUGGCUCCAAUGUGAUGUUGAGGGCUCACCUCAGCCACAGAUCGAAUGGUUGAAAAACGAAAGGCCAAUGUCAACAAACAUAAGGAUUCACACAUUAGCGUCAGGGUCGUUGCAAAUUUCCGAGUUACAGUUGAGUGAUGCAGGACUCUAUACCUGUGUUGCCACCGUUGAAAAUUUUGAAACGCGGUGCUCAGCAGAGCUUACCGUUACCAAUCUAGAUGGAAUUCAGCGGCCCAAUCCAAAAGACAGCGAAUUCCCUGGCGCUCCAAGUAUGCCGACCGCCCGCAAUACGUCAAAUGGUCAUGUGAUUGUGUCCUGGGGACCGCCAACAUCAACAUCAAGUUCUUCAAAUCUUCUGUAUAGAAUAGAAGGCUAUGAUAAUGAGGUUGAUGCAACUUGGCAGAUCCUAGCCAAUAAUAUAGUUGGAACUUCCUACGAGUUACAGAACCUUCGUUCCGACACCACUUACGUGUUCUACAUCCGCGCCAUCAACAGCGUUGGAGCUGGUCCGCCAAGCUCAGUUUCGCAUGCAUUUACAACUGGAGAUACAAUGAUAGUCCCUGGUUCCGGCCCAUCUAAUCAACGUGUUGAUAUUACUAAUGUAUUAGUUCUUAGUCCAACGGCCUUCAAAGUCAUCUGGAAUAGCAACUGUCCAAGCUGUAAGUACAAUGUCAAGUACCGAAAAACCAAUGGCGAAGGAAUAAUAUUACAGGAGAGUGCAGAAAAAAAAGAAAAGAUUAUAACGGGACUUAGCCCAGGAACGUCAUACACAAUUAGUGUACAACCAGUAGACAAUUCCAUUCACGGAUCAGACAGUGUUGACAUUAUCAAGCAGACAUUAGAACAAGGCGACAGUCUUCAAUCAGCAGUAGCAGAAAGUGUUCUUCAAGAUAAGCUUGAUAAUUGCAACAUUCAGAUAAAAAGUUUGACAGCCGAAAGCAACACAAGUGCCCGAGUUCAGUGGAAGAUCAGCAAGAACAUCCACUACGUUGAUGGCGUUCACAUUCGUUAUGCAGCCAAUAGUGAAUACAUGAUACAAACAGCGACCAGAUCACAAGAAAACACCACGCUUACAAACCUGAAACCAUAUACGGAAUAUACGGUCACUGUCAUCCCAUUCUUAGACAACUUCCUGGGAGCACCUAGUAACGAAGAAAAGGUCAAAACUAAAGCUGGAGUCCCAGAAAUUGCUCCACAAGAUGUGUACGCCCUCCGGAAGAACACGACGACAGUUAUGGUGGGCUGGCAGCUGAUCCAAUCCUGGCAUGUUCCGGGUCAGAUAAGGGAAUACCAUGUGAUGUGUAUAGCAGAAAAUCCAAAAUACAAUAAGAAUGUAACAGUGAGUGGUUCAACAGAUUCUAUCCUGGUCACAGGAUUAGAACCAGGUGUGGAAUAUCGAGUGAAGGUAAUGGCAUCAACAGAGACUGGUGUGGGACCAGUCAGUGACCCUGUCAAUAUUGUUGAGAGCGUAUCGCCACCAAAUGGUGAACCUGGCAACUCUUCUUCACUCAUCCUUGGUGUCAUCAUCGGUGUGUUCUUUGUUUUUUUCUCCUGUUUCGUAUUUUUUGUGUGGAAGUGGAGACAGGCAAAAAAGAACAGCGACAUUGAAUAUAAAGCUGUCGGAAGCCGUUAUGUGUUAGGUCCUGUUAGUCAAGAUAAUUCUGAUGUUGCAAGACAUGUACAUACUACUGGGCACCAACAGCCAGCCAAUUGGCACCAGCCGCAGGAGGAUUUUUACAGUCACACACACGGGUCGGAUAGUUUGCAUAGCAGUAUGGAGCAGUAUGCUGAAACUGGAAUGGUUGUGACACUGCCUAACAGUAACAUGUUCUCCAACAUAGAUCCAACCGCUAUCAAAACAUAUAGUCGAAAUGCACCAGAGUAUGCAGUUGUUGAGAACGCUGGCAGUCCGCCAGUUACACCACACACCAUGCAAACAUUACCGUACCCACCGCGUAACUUUCCUAUAGAGUUCAAUCGCACCACCAGCUUGCCACCGCACAUGACGCAGCCGUAUGCAUCAACCACGCUCGUUCUACCACCGACUAUGCGGGAAUUUCAAGAGCGCCAACAAAGUCGUGGCAACAGUAGCAAUUCAGAGCACUCCGGCUCUAGCCGAAGUGCUUUCAAGAAGAACUGGAAUGGAGAGUUGGAUAACGGUGGAUUUAGCAGCAGCGGGGGUUCUGUUCCUCCCCCAUUACCACCCGAUAGACUUGGCACCUUAGGCUCCUGCAUGUCAGAGUGCACCUGUACCACUACCGGUAUACUUACAGAUUCUGGUGGUAGUUCUGUUGAUGAGAGGGGAAACCGUAGGAGGCGAACCUACCCACGUGGACAUAAGCUUCCUGCCCCUAAUAUAACAGAGUUACUACCACCACCUCCAGAACACCCACCCCCAUCUGAUAUUGAAUCGGCCUUCGGUUCCCACCAUACACUACCCUCCAGCCAUCAUCAUGGUGCCACCAUACCCAUGUCUUCCAAUCCCGUAACUCAACCGCACAUCACAACCAACCCACUCUCACAGAUGGACAUGCCGUACAAGAAUUAUGGGCCAAUGCCCAUGAUACAUCAGAUAUCUUACCCAGAAUCAAACAGCGAUAACAAUGCUAGUCCUGUAACCCGGAUGCACAACAGCUGUAGCGACAACACAUCAGAUUGUAACAUGUCCAUGAACCAACAACAACAGCAACGAGAUUCACUAACGUCACCAACCGCCCAGAACAUCUGCAACCUGCAUGCACGACAGAGUCCGCACAGUAACUUGAUCCCGAACCAUCAGGUGUUUGAAGACCCAAGGCAUGCGGAGCUUGGCAAAGAACUACUGCAGUUCAAUGAUGAUGUAUCACAGAGUGAGGCAAUGUCAGAUAAUGAAGACCUGAGACCAGUUAUACCAGCAACUUGCAGACUGAAGCAAACUGCUGCAGGCCCAGGUUUAUCAUUAGGACUGACUAAUGGAAUUGGCUAUAGCAGGGGAACAGCCCAGUCCUACCCCUAUCUUUCAGAGAUGUCUGAGGUGUCUGAGUCGGAGAUGUCAGCAAAAGACGAUGAAACGGACUUGGAAAGUAAUUGUACGGAUUCAAUGAUGGCUUCUUGGGCCUCGAUCAAUGUCAGUGGGAGUGAGAGCAGUGCUCGGAAUAGCCGGUUAUCAAGUUCUGAUGGCUCUUUUUUUACAGAAACCGACUUUGCCAGUGCCCUCACUCAAGCUGCGGAAAAUGUAGGAAUACCAGUUGUCAACUCCAAUGGAGUUCAGCAUAAAAAUGAUAAAAAUAAAUCUGCCCUGAAGAAUUUCCGUCAACGAUUUCCAAGCGAUACAGAUAGCUGCGCUAGUGGAGCUGAAGUGAAAAAGAAACGGCCAACUGCUUCAAAAAAGAAAAACAGUCAGGACCCUAACCAGAACGUGCAAUCAAAUCUUAAGAAUGGAGGUCCGAAAUAUGAUCAAAUUGAGGCACAAUCAGAUGCAUCAACACUGCUUAAUGACACUGAAAUGCCACCCUAUAAUAAGCCUCAGUUUCCCUCCACAUCUCCUAGCAAUACAUUUUCCAGCAGGAGAAGUCGAAGGUCAGAUGGUGAUCUUGAACAGCCAAAUGAACUAACCAACAUGGUAGAAAUGUACCGAGAUAUGAAUGACUUGGGUAUGACCGUUACAAACAACCCAUUAGCUUUAAGUGCAAAUACUAGCGUUUGAGAAGCAUUCCGAAGCGAUAAAGCUUUAAUUGCGACAAAUGCACUUCCUCUGACAGAAGAACUUGCAGAUCCAAUCGGAAUUAUAAGCAGUUAAAUAGAAGAUGACUUAAUCCUUUUCGUUAUGGAACGACAACAAUGUUUGCGCAGUUUGUUGAGGAGGUAUUAUUGUACCUCCAUGUUCAUACCGUGGAUGGCUAUUCUAUGCCAGUACUUUGUCAAAAUGCGAUAUUUAAAUUAUAUGGCUAAAAGCCAAAUUAGAGAGUGGUAAUCACUACUAUUAUUACAAAAAAAAAAUAUCAAAAAUCUUGAUUUAUAGUAUGUUGUAAGUUUAUUGAAAAUUAUUUGUUUGUUUUUAUAAUUGCCUAACAUUGAUGUUUAACAUCUUGCCAAUCACUUACCCUAUCACUCUUAAGUACAAAACAGAGUGUUUUUAGCAGACUUAUUCACUAGAUGCCUACUUGUCUAAAAAAAUUAGAUCUUUUUCUGAUCUUUUUGUGAAAGUUUGAGAUAAAAGUUACAAGCUACACAAUAUUUUUUGCCAAAAUGAUAACAAGAUAAGAGGUAAACUUAUUCUAUAAAUAUUAAACAUAUACUGGCACUUAAAGACCUUGUUUAUUUGCGCCUUAUAAAUCUACCUAUUAUCAUUAUUGAUAUUAUAAUGAAAUAAUUGAUGUAGUCCAAAAAAAAAAUUAGAAAAUGCUAAAUAAGUUUGUCUACUCAUUUAUAGAAAUGCUAAUUGAUUAAUCAUUUUGCCCAUUCUUUUCAAGAUAUUUUCUUGAAUAAAUAUAGUUGAAGUGUUUGUAACAUAAAUAUAGAACAAUUGGAUUGCUAAAGACAAAAAAAGUGUACAUCGUCACCCUUUGUAACGGAAAUUAAAAGUAAGAUCAUUGUUACACAUGUGUAUUUGAUAGUGUAACACAUAUCCUAUUGCAUGUGGUUAUGACUCUUGGAAUUCUACAGGUGGCCACAAACAUGUCUAGCUGACAUAUUUUGGUAAGCUAUCUCAGGUGGUUAAUUUGAAUCUGAUUGGUCGAAAACAAGUGGCCAUGGGCUGCUGAUAUUAUUCCAACUGGGAUAACUUUCACCAUUUGCUCACGAUAUUGGAUAAAACUGUAGGUACUUCACACUUUUGACUUUUAAAAGUUAUGUAAUGAUGAAUCGUUAGUUGCGUUUUGUAGUUCUGAUAUUCAUCAAGCUUUGAAUCAGAUGUAAGUAAACCACUAAAUUGAAAUUUUUACUUUGUGAACUUGCAACAUAAAAUAUUGUAUAAGAAUGUGACUCUAAUGCUUCAACUGUGGUGAUUAUAUACAUUGAUACUUAAUGGAAUACUAGUUUAUACAUUAGGGUUAUGAACUUCCUAUGGUCUGAAGCUGUCCAUUAUUUUUGAAAAGUAAGGUUGGAUUCUAACAUGUCGUUUAGACACAUUGUGUAUUGUACAUACUUUACGCAUACAUUUUAAAUAUUUAACGAAAAUUGUUUAUAUUUCAUUUCUAAGAUGAGAAAGCAGUGUAAAUUAUUUAAAGAACAAAACAAGCAGCUUUGCUCAUUUGCAUAAUUUGUCCAAUUCUUUUAUUCAUAACACACCCAGCCACAAACCCACACACACUCACAUCACAUCAAUUAAGUCAGCUGUAAAUUACGCCCUCGGUUGUCUGCACAGUGAAAUCGUAGUUACGCAUUGUAUUAAAUUCCCAAUAAUAUUUGACAUAUAUAAUGGCUACUAAUUCUGGACAAAACUAAAGAAAUGUUUUUCAAAUUCUUAAUUUUAAUUUUGCAUUUUAUUUUGAUAGAAAAAAAAAUUAUUAAUUUAAUUUUUGUUUUAUAUGAUGGACAUGUUUAUAGAAUUAAAGCUGUAUUUUUGUAAAAAGGUUCAAAUAAUUAGUUGUUGGACUGGUCCUGUUAUUUGCAAUAUUUUUUAUCAAGUCACUACACACCUUUCAAUGUUAUCUUGAUUUAUUUGAAAAUUCUUCACAAAAUAUGGAAAAAGGUUGUGUUUGUGUUCUCUAUAAGAUUAACUUGGAUAAGAAUGUAUGUAUUACUUAUAGCUUUAUUUUCCAUAACAUAGUACUCUUAAUUUAUUUUAGUUUACAGACUUUUUUGUUGUCUUUUAAGUUUUAAUUAAUCUUGAAAUUAUUCAGUAAAGUAGUAAUGAACAUUUGAUAGCCCACCGAUACAGGGAGAUCUAUAUUAAUUUGCCUUAUUGAUUUUAUAUUGGUAUCUAUAGAUAGAUUUUCUAUGGUAUAAAUAUUUGCACAUAUUCAAAACUUGGUUUGCUGUAGUUUUGGAAAUACUUUGCCUUGUUUAUAUUAUCAAGAAAUUAAUUACACAAAUAUUGAAGUGAAACAUUUUUUGAAUAA
This is a messenger RNA of Anneissia japonica, 7060 nucleotides long. Its product is annotated as roundabout homolog 1-like. Gene Ontology annotation, cellular component: axon; plasma membrane. Gene Ontology annotation, molecular function: protein binding. Gene Ontology annotation, biological process: cell-cell adhesion; axon guidance. Lineage: Eukaryota; Metazoa; Echinodermata; Crinoidea; Comatulida; Comatulidae. The coding region runs from base 1 to 4704 and encodes 1567 amino acids. The record is from RefSeq and is a predicted model, not a curated record. The transcript is spliced from 28 exons.